Molecule: messenger RNA, 967 nt
Organism: Cuscuta europaea
Lineage: Eukaryota; Viridiplantae; Streptophyta; Magnoliopsida; Solanales; Convolvulaceae
Source: the annotation of a GenBank genome assembly
AAACUGACCAUCCAUCGCCCCAUUUUCCCAUACAUUUUCAAUCUAAACCCAGUAUCCCACUUCGCCGCCCCAAACCCUAACCACGACAAGGAAAUGGCGAGAACCAAGCAGACGGCCAGAAAAUCAACCGGCGGCAAGGCUCCGAGGAAGCAAUUGGCCACCAAGGCGGCCAGGAAAUCCGCUCCCGCCACCGGCGGUGUGAAGAAGCCCCACCGGUUUCGCCCUGGAACUGUCGCUCUCCGGGAGAUCCGGAAGUACCAGAAGAGCACGGAGCUUUUGAUCCGCAAGCUUCCGUUCCAGAGGCUGGUGAGGGAGAUCGCCCAGGAUUUCAAGACAGAUUUACGGUUCCAGAGCAGCGCCGUUUCAGCUUUGCAGGAGGCUGCGGAGGCAUACCUGGUUGGACUCUUCGAAGAUACUAAUUUGUGCGCAAUUCACGCCAAGAGGGUUACAAUCAUGCCAAAGGAUAUGCAGCUGGCAAGGAGAAUCAGAGGGGAGAGGGCUUAAUGUGGUCUUUGUGUGGGAAUGACUGAUUCUGUUCUUCAAUUAGAAUCUCAAUAUGAUAAUCUGAUGUUAGAAUGUUGGUUGUUGUUAGUACCUCAGUUACGGCGGUGAUUUGGACUUGGAAUGAGUUGCCGGAAAACUCGGAAAUGCUGUUAAAAUCGUUUUGAUUUUGCUGUGAUUUGAGGAGUAUCAUUUCUCCAUUUAAAGUUGCAAACCUUAUUUCAUAAAUGAAUUGUACUACAUUUGAAAUCGUUUUAAGGCUACUUUGGAACGGUUCGGUAAAUUUGUAAAAUUUGUAAUGUAUUCGUGAGGUUUUUAACGGUUCGGUAUUAUCCGAUUCCAAGGAUAGAACCGUUCGAUAUGAGGUCGUUUCGGAACGGUACAAAAUGGUAUGACACAAUGUAAACACAUCCUAAUUUUUUUGAACAAAUUUUAUAAUGAGUACAUAUCAUCACACUAACUAACU